UUUCGAUUUUUUUCCUAAAUUUCCGAAAAAAAAUGAUUUUGUCCCCAAAAUGCUGAUUCCAAUCCGAUUCGUCCGAUUUUCUUCCGUCCUUAAAAGGAUUAGGAAUUGAAACUCGUCAUACUUAUUUCCCAUUCAGUCAGUCCCCACUUCCGAUCAACGGCGGCGGAGGAACCGAAUCCGAAACCCUCGUGAAUUCAAACUAGAAAUGGCGAUCUCCGAACUCCCCGACGAAAUCAUGUUCGAUAUACUAUCACGCCUCCCGGCAAAAUGCGUCGGCAAAUCCAGGUGCGUAUCGAAACCAUGGCGAACUAUUCUGUCCGGCACUCAAUUCAUCAAAGCCCACCUCACCCAUCUUAAAAGAACCCACCAACAAAAUCUCAUCUUCAUCGCCGGAGAUUUCUCAAUCCGCACCAUCUCCGCCGUACAAAACGACGCCGUUUCAAGAGAACUCGAGCUAGGUCUAGAAAAACGGUGGAGCGAUGUUUUGGGCUCUUGCGACGGUCUCGUUUUGUUGCAAAACGACGACGAGGAUAAGUUUCUGCUGAAUCCGAUGACAAUGCAGCUCGUAAAAGUACCCGAUUGGCCCGCACCUUCCUACAAGGACGAAAGCAUCGCCAUGCAUGGGUUCGGGUACGAUUCUUCGAUCGAUGAUUACAAGAUCGUCUCGGUUUCUUACCAGGAUCCCCGCGAGUAUGUCUCGGCCGUUGUCCAUACGUUUGUCGACGUGUAUUGCGUGAGGAGUGGUGUUUGGAAAAGGGUGGGGAACCCUCCGUACGAUAUUUUCUAUUUUCUCGGAAAAGAUGCUUACGAUCAUGUUUACGUGCUACGUACGCCCGGGGCUUAUUUGAAUGGAGCUAUCCAUUGGUUUGCUUCUAAUGCAAACGAACGGACCGUAAUCGUGGCUUUCGAUUUGGCUCGCGAGGUGUUUGAUGAAAUGCCUGCUCCAGUUGGUGCGGAUGUGAACCUUGUGCCGUAUGAACUUGUGGUUCUUGGGGGUUGUCUUUGUGUUUACGAUGUUCAGAGCGUCAUCGGCCAAGCGAAUGUUUGGAUUAUGAGAGAGUACCGAUCGGCCAAAUCGUGGACGAGAUUCAAUAUUGAAUGCGUUCACGAAUGGGAAAUGGCAAAGCCUUUGUGUUGUAUUGGGGAUGAGGAAGUUGUUUUGGUGAAUACAAUGGCGGAAGCUUUGGUUUACAAUGUGAAAGAGAAGAGCUUGAAUAACAUGGUUGUCGAUGGAGUUCCGGCCAAUGUUUUAGAUGGAGACAUCUUUGUCGGGAGCCUUGUCUCUCCUUGUCCUUUGACAGUGGCGGAGCCAAAGGAGAGAGAGCGAGGCUGCGAGCUCAUCUUCUUCCUCGAGCCCACCCACUAUCUCACCGGUGAAGUUGAAGUUGCUUCUUCUUCUUCUUCUUGUUCUUACACAGCUCUCCUUCAUCACCAACAACAUAUGGAUGCGGUGGUGGAGACGGGAGCGAAGGUUUUUGAUGGAGGGGAAGAGUGGUUCGGAAUUCGUGGAUUUCGAAUUGAAGAAGGUGAUGGGUUGAAUCUCUAG
Erythranthe guttata (spotted monkey flower) is the source of this 1546-nucleotide messenger RNA. RefSeq names its product F-box/kelch-repeat protein At3g06240. Lineage: Eukaryota; Viridiplantae; Streptophyta; Magnoliopsida; Lamiales; Phrymaceae. The record is from RefSeq and is a predicted model, not a curated record. Gene Ontology annotation, molecular function: protein binding.